UUGAAUUUUCAGGAUGUGCAAAAGCACUCUGUCCACACUCUGGUGUUUCGAUCUCUCAAGAGAACACAUGAUAUGUUUCUCUCUGACCAAGGGAAUGCACCCAUGAAACUGGAUGAAAAGUAACUUCAAGUUAUAUAAAUUAAUAUAAUUUUAAAUUAAAAAUGAGACUGUAAAGCCUUUUAGAUUCUUGAUAGAUGCACUUACUAUUAUUUCCAUCCAUCGUUUAAGGAUUAAAACUUGUAAUUUAUUACAGGAAUGUUUUCUCUCUAGUUCAUAACUGCACCACUAAAAUAGAUUCUAUGAUCUUAAGUAAAAUUGAGACUGACUCAUUAUGAUUUAAAUUAUUUGCUGCAGGUUCUCAGCCUCUGUUAAAAAAAUAAUAAUGCUCAAUCUGAACAAUCUUAAAUAUUGAUAUUCUGUGUUUACUACAUGUACAUUUCAUCUGAUAGCGAAAAAUUGAGAUGCCAGAUAAAAAUAGCAGAUGAAUAUGGGCCAGUCAAGGAGGCAGCUAAAAGAGAAGCAAAAGCUAAACAGAUGCAUCAUGCAGGUUGGUGUCUAUUUUUGAUUUGAAGGCUGUAAAUUAUUUUUUUAAAGCAUUGGUAUUAUUUUCUUAAAGAUGUUUAUGAAGUUAUUUUUGGAUUCAUAUUAUUGUUGAACUCUAUAUGGAACCUAGUUGGUUUUUAAUAUUUUAACCUAAAAAUCUUCAUAAAUGUAUAAUUUUAUGCUGAUUGAAUGUCCCACUGAAAAUUACAAUUCCUUAAAACAAAGAUUGUAUAAUGUCAGUCAAAUGUAAACACUUGAUUAUUACAACUUACCCCAUAAUGACAACCUCAUUUUAAGUUACUGUAUCAAAUUUUUAAAUAGGUGGUGAUAUAUCCAAUGGAAUUGCUGGAGGUAAAAGUCUUUAUAAUGGAUUUUGUACCUGA
Lymnaea stagnalis (great pond snail) is the source of this 926-nucleotide messenger RNA. Lineage: Eukaryota; Metazoa; Mollusca; Gastropoda; Lymnaeidae. The record is from the annotation of a GenBank genome assembly.